GAGAAAUGACGCCAUUAGCGUGACUGCGUCUGUUACUAGUGAAGGAAGUUAGGAAGCAGUCUAGCCGCGCCGCCGCCGUUCCCGCCGCUCCCGCCGCCGCUGCCGCACCCGCUCCCUGCCACCGCCGCCAUGCCGACCCUCGCGGGCUCGCUGCUCGCGCUCGCCGCACUCGUUGCCGCCGCCGACGCCCAGUCCUACUGCGUCACGAAGGAAAUUGGUAGAAAAACUGACCACCGAAUAGUCCUGUGGCCGACUGACAUGUAUUAUCCGAUGACAAUCUUAACCUAUAUUUGGGACCCCUGCGAGAGCAAAAUGGUUGGUUAUACGCUGAAGAUAUGCCGCAGGGACCCACAUGGAACGCUGGCCCUAUUCAACGGACCGCCCCCAGGCCACUGGGUUCCUGUGGAAGUCUUCUGUUUUGAUGAUCAUAACUGUGUAGCCUACAUCACCAUCUACUGCGAAUCAUGAUGAAGUAUAUCCAUUACUAAAAUACAUUUGUGUUAGUAAUUAUUGUUUUCAUCUUAA
Messenger RNA from Cydia pomonella (codling moth), 525 nucleotides. RefSeq lists its product as uncharacterized. The record is from RefSeq and is a predicted model, not a curated record. NCBI's taxonomy places the organism in Eukaryota, Metazoa, Arthropoda, Insecta, Lepidoptera, Tortricidae. The transcript has 3 exons. Bases 130 to 468 code for a protein of 112 amino acids.